CUCCUCUCCAGCCUUGAGCUCCGCACCCACAGCCACCGGUGAACCCUCAUCCUCAUGGCCUGCCUGAGCCCCUCGCAGCUUCAGAAGUUCCGGGAGGAUGGAUUUCUGGUGCUGGAAAGAUUCCUGUCUGCGGACGAGUGUGUGGCCAUGCAACAGAGGAUUGGUGAGAUAGUGGCUGAGAUGGAUGUCCCUCCCCACUGCCGCACAGAAUUUUCCACCCAGGAAGAGGAGCAGCUGCGAGCCCAGGGCAGCACAGACUAUUUCCUGAGCAGUGGCGACAAGAUUCGAUUCUUCUUUGAGAAAGGCGUUUUUGACAAGAAAGGAAAUUUCCUGGUCCCUCCAGAGAAAUCCAUCAACAAAAUUGGCCAUGCUCUGCAUGCCCAUGACCCUGUCUUCAAGUGUAUCACACACUCCCCCAAGGUUCAGGCCUUGGCCAGAAGUCUGGGCCUCCAGAUGCCCGUGGUGGUACAGAGCAUGUACAUCUUCAAGCAACCUCGUUUGGGUGGCGAAGUCUCCCCUCACCAGGAUGCUUCCUUCCUGUACACGGAGCCCCUGGGCCGGGUGCUGGGCCUGUGGAUCGCGCUGGAGGACGCCACACUGGAGAACGGCUGCCUCUGGUUCAUCCCUGGCUCCCACACCAGUGGAGUGUCGAGAAGGAUGGUCCGGGCCCCUGCUGGCUCAGCGCCUGGCACCAGCUUCCUGGGGUCAGAGCCAGCCCGGGAUAACAGCCUCUUUGUGCCUACGCCAGUGCAGAGAGGGGCCCUUGUCCUGAUCCACGGAGAAGUGGUGCACAAGAGUGAGCAAAACCUCUCCGACCGCUCGCGCCAGGCCUACACUUUCCACCUCAUGGAGGCCACUGGCACCGUCUGGAGCCCAGAGAACUGGCUCCAGCCAACAGCCGAGCUGCCCUUUCCCCCACUGUACACCUAAAGGCUCUCGCAGGGCUGGGCAAUGUCCCCUCCCAGGUGAAGCUGUGGGCCACAGACACCACCAGUGCCUUGCCCAACCACCCAGGUGCAAGAGGAAAGUCUCAUCUCUCCUCCUGGGCUUUCCUUCUGCCAGUGUCUGUACUCUUCGGCCCUGCAGGCAGACAGGCGAGAGGUGGCAGCUGGGCAGCAGGAGCCCAGCUGGGUGCCUUUCCCAAGAUCUCUGUCUCUGUCUCCUCUCUGCCUCCCCCUAGAGGGUUGUGGUCACAGAAUGGUUCUGGCCACUUCUCUGCCAGCUUCUUACUCUUCUCUCCUCUCAGACAGAACUCUAUUACCGUGCAAGACAUUGAAUAAAAAUGACUUCUGAAUGCAGCUUCUUGAUCCUUCUUUCCCAAGCAGCCUUGUUCUCAAGAUGAGAGCUCUGCUGACAAUCAUCCCGGGUACCCCAGCCCUGCCUGAUGAGGUUUGUGUGAUUUCCCUAACAGUAAGUCACAUCUGGUGGGUGCAUACUCACUGUGCCAAGAGCUUCACAUGUUGUAUCUCAGAGGCCCCACACUGAUGGACCUUCAAGGUAGGUGCUCUUGCCAUCCGCAUUUGUAGAUAAAGAAGCUGACUCAUGGGGAGAAUAAGGG
This is a messenger RNA of Pteropus alecto (black flying fox), 1558 nucleotides long. RefSeq names its product phytanoyl-CoA dioxygenase domain containing 1 (gene PHYHD1). The record is from RefSeq and is a predicted model, not a curated record. The coding region runs from base 55 to 930 and encodes 291 amino acids. NCBI's taxonomy places the organism in Eukaryota, Metazoa, Chordata, Mammalia, Chiroptera, Pteropodidae. The transcript has 11 exons.